UUUAGGAUUCAAGCCAAUUGCCCUACUUCAAAGGGUUACCAACAGAUUGGGAUUACUAAUAGAAAGAUGUUCUCUAGAUCUCCAUGAAAAUCAAAACCAUGCAUCCAAAAUAGAAGCUCUACUAACAAUCUAUUUGAAUUUACGCAUCUUCUCCCGUAUUUUCAUGGCCGAAAUGAUGGAAGAUCACACCUAAUUGGAUCGCCUUACCAGACAACCGCCAUUUUCGUUUUCGUUAUGCCUGAAUCUACCAGCAAUCCACCCUCUUAUGGCCCGUAGCGAUGGGCAAAUUCCCUCAUCGUCACGAACUGCGAAAACUUUCCUCGCUGAAUCUGAGAAGCGAUUCCGUCAACACCGAUGAUUCGAUCAACGUCGAGGAGCUCCACCGGUACACCAGCCUGAAGGACAUUAUCGAGACCUCGCCACCCCGCCGCGCCGGCAGCCACGAUCCCUCCGGCUUCGACUCCGCCAACAUCUCCAUCCGCAACGAGCUCGUCAAGCAUGCCGCCUCGGUCUACGUCCAGUCGGCGGCGAUUCUCAUCCAGCGCGACCAGAAUGUGCUGGCUCGGUUCUGGGAGAAUCUGAAGCACAAGCUCCCGCCUCGCUCGUGCUGGCGAGCCUACGUCGGCGAGCCGCUGCGAGCUUGCUUCGAGCCGGUGUUACGGCUACUGAAUUGCGCGGCGAACAAGAUCGCGAGAGCGAGGCGCGAGAGGUUUUACAAUCGCAUGAAAUUAGUUUAAUUAGGUAAUCAAUCAAUCAAUCAAUCAUUUUUUGCUUGAAGAUUUGUGAUCGAAAUUAAUCUGAUUGCACAUACUUAGAUCAUCGUUAUCAAUUCGCGCGUAGAUAUAUCUUAAUUUCUAUAUUUGAUUUUGAGAAUGUGGGAUUGAUGUAGAAUUUAGAAUUAGAGGAUCACUGAUCCAUUGUGAAUAUGUAGCGACAGUUUUCGACUUCAAAUUUCAUCAUCUUCCAUUCAUAUAUUUGAAUCAAGUUUUUAUGUAAAUUUGUUUGUUUGUUUAU
Molecule: messenger RNA, 1014 nt
Organism: Diospyros lotus (date-plum)
Lineage: Eukaryota; Viridiplantae; Streptophyta; Magnoliopsida; Ericales; Ebenaceae
Exons: 1
Coding region: 279-737 (152 amino acids)
Source: RefSeq, a predicted model, not a curated record